Molecule: messenger RNA, 939 nt
Organism: Penicillium antarcticum
Lineage: Eukaryota; Fungi; Ascomycota; Eurotiomycetes; Eurotiales; Aspergillaceae
Product: FAD-dependent oxidoreductase
Exons: 4
Coding region: 1-939 (312 amino acids)
Molecular function (GO): D-amino-acid oxidase activity; FAD binding
Source: RefSeq, a predicted model, not a curated record
AUGAAGAGCGAAUCUAUUGUGGUUGUUGGGGCGGGUGCCAAUUUCUCUGCUAUUUCUGCAAGUGAUGAAAAUUCUCUACGAUGGGAUAAGCUGGGAUAUGCGUAUCUUCUCGAUCUUGCAGCAAAGGAUGGCAAAAAUGCAUUUGUGAAGGAAACUCCUUCAACCGAGUAUUGGGAUGAGAUGCCAUCUCUUGCAAAGAUCAACUCAAUGGCCACAUACCUAAAAAAUUUCAAAGAAAUACCCGCAGCAGCUCUGCCAAGUGGUGUUGCGUAUGGUAUAGUAUUCACGACAAUAACAAUCAACGCGCCUAUGCACAUCCAGUACCUGCGUCGGAAACUUACCGAGGAAUAUGGAGUUCAAUUCAUACGCAGAACAGUCUCCAAGAUUUCAUCGGGCUUUCUGAGUGAGAAUACAAAGGUGGUGUUCAACUGCACCGGUAAUGCAUCGCGAGACCUGAGCGAAGUCCGGGACUCCAAAUGCUAUCCCACCCGAGGUCAAAUUCUGCUUGCAAAGGCCUCGCAUGUUCAACAAAAUGUCAUGAGGCAUGGAAAGGAGUACGAAACUUACGUGAUCCCACGGCCGUAUUCGAACGGCAAUGUGAUUCUUGGUGGUUUCAUGCAAAAAGGUGUCAGUACCGCGGACACGUUCGGCUACGAGACAGAGUCAAUAUUGUCUCGAACGAAGGCUAUGCUUCCUGAACUAGCCUCAAAAGAGACUCAAAUAAUGACUGCACUUUCUGGCCUACGCCCAUCUCGCGAGGGAGGAGCGCGUGUUUCCAAAGAGAUGGUCCAAAUUGAUGAAAGAGGUCGGCAGGGCACCCUAGUUCACAACUAUGGUGCUGGUGGAACAGGAUUCCAGGCUGGAUAUGGCAUGGCGAUCGAAGCCGUUAGCACUGUGACAGCAGAGCUUUCAGCGAUUGAUAUGCGAGCUAUUCUUUAG